GUUUCUUUAGGUCUAAACAGAUGAAAUAUUAUAGUUUAGUCAUCCCAAGAGAGAGUGCAUGGGUGGUUAUGGAUCAAUUGGGAAGAUUGGGAUAGUUACAUAUUAUAGAUUAUGAUCCUUUAUUGCCGAUGAUGAAUAGACCAUUUGCCAAUUAUGUAAAGAGGUACUCAAAAUCCAGAUUAUUAUAGAUGUGACGAAUCAUUAUUCAAAUUGAAUGGACUUGAUGCACUCCUCAAGCAAUUCAAAAAAAAACUUAUAUAUUGUGAAGAUACUCAAAAAUUACUUGAUCACUUCAGAGAUAUAUAGAAUUCAAGGUAAAAACCUGGACAUACUUAUUUUGAUGAAUUAGAAUAGGAAAUUGAUAAGAAGAAAAAUAAUAUUCAAGAAAUGUCAAAUAAUUUGUAGAAUUUAUUAGACAGAGUUGAUUCAAUUACAGAAUAAAAAUUAGUAUUAGAGAAAGCAAAAGAAAUCUUGGGAAAAUAAAUGUUUUCAUAGUAAAUUGAGAUUUAUAACUUAGAUCAACUCCUCAUAAUCUGAGUGAUUAUUAAUAAUUGAAAUUUGGACAAUUAAUUGGUGUCAUUGAUAAAGAGGAUGAAACCAGAUUUAAAAGAAUAAUGUUUAGAAUUACAAAAGGUAAUGCAUGGGUUAAUAUUGUGGAUCUUCUGCCCGAAAAAUAACACCAUUAAAUAAAAACAUCAAUAGAUCUGAAUAGAGUAUUUGUUCUUCUUUAAAAAAGGCAUCAUAACCUAGAUGUUUGUAUGUGGUUGUUUAUCCUGGAAUGAAUGAUUAAAGUACUUUGAAAUAGAAAUUGCUCAAAGUGUGUGAUUCAUUUUCUAAAAACAGAAUAGAAUAUCCGAAUUCUUAGGAAGCUAUGGACAACAAAUUAAGGGAAUUAUCAAUCCAGAUAAACGAGGCAUAAAGUUUAAUUCAAAUGACCAAAAAAUAAUUAGAUCUUACUUUAGAUGAGUUGGUUAAGGAGUAAAAUGGAUGCAAUUGCUCUUACUUUGAAUAGUUAAGAUUAUAUGUUUUAAAAGAGAAAUAUCUCUAUGUUAAUUUAAAUUACUUAAUGAUGUAAGGUUCAAUUUUUACUGGAUAUUUCUGGUUACCUGAAGGACUUGAAGUUUAAGUUGAAGAUAAAUUAAGAAAUGCUAUGUAGAACAGUAUCGACAGAUUUCCAACUGGAUAAAUUCAAGAGUUGAGACCCAAACCAGGAGAUCUGGCUCCUACUUAUUUUAAUAUGAAUGAAGUAACUAUACCUUUUUAGGAAAUUGUAAAUACCUAUGGAGUACCAAGAUAUCAAGAAGUAAAUCCUGGUUUAUUCACAGUGAUUACCUUCCCAUUUCUGUUUGGAGUGAUGUUUGCAGAUAUAGCUCAUGGUUUCUUAUUGCUAUUGUGUGGAUUGUACGUGAUAUUCUGGAAAAAUCAAUUAAAGAAAGAGACAGAUUCAAUGUUCAAUGCGAUGAUCCCUUUUAGAUAUCUAUUAGCUCUAAUGGGUUUGUUUGCAUUCUACAAUGGAUUAAUCUAUAAUGAUUAUCUCUCCAUAUCUCUUGAUCUAUUUGGCAGUUGUUAUUAUCCUAAGCAUGAAGAAUGGGAAAGGGAAUAGAAUUGUGUAUACCCAUUUGGUAUUGAUCCAGUUUGGUUGGCAUCAGGAUCAAGUCUAAACUUCAUGAAUUCCUACAAAAUGAAAUUAUCUGUAAUUUUAGGAGUAACACACAUGUUAUUUGGAAUUUUAAUGAAAGGAGCCAAUACCUUAUAUUUCAGAAACUAUUUGGAUUUUUUCUGUGAAUUCAUCCCCCAAUUGCUAUUUAUGGUGUGCACAUUUGGUUGGAUGGAUUUCCUUAUCAUAAUGAAAUGGUUGAAUGUGUAUCCAAAUGGAAAAGAUCCAAGUAUCAUUGAGACGAUGAUUAACUAAAUAUUAAAACCUACUGAUGAAGCGGAAUCUCCAGUAUUCCCAAAUAAUGCAUCUUUAUAAUUAUCUGUUACCCAGUUAUUGACAGUGAUUGCAAUAGUUAGUAUACCAUGGAUGCUGUUUCCAAAGCCUUUAAUUUUGGGUUCAAGUCAGAAGAAACAUAAAGUCUAGGCCAAAGAAUAGCAAUACGAAAAGCUGAUCUCUGAUAAACAAGGAUCUGAACUUGAGAUUGAUCCUUAAUAAUUUAGAAAGGAUUUAUAGAAUGCUGCUUCUAGUCGGAGUGUAGAUCAUCCUGAGUAGGAUCAUGAUUCUGGGGAAAUAUGGGUGCAUUAGAUGAUCGAAACAAUUGAGUUCGUGUUGGGAGGUAUCAGUAAUACAGCAUCAUAUCUUCGUUUGUGGGCAUUAUCUUUGGCUCAUGGAUAAUUGGCAGAAGUAUUUUACGAUAUGUGUAUUGCAGGGAAUCUGGAUGCGGGUGGAAUAAUAGGUGGAUUGAUGAGUGGGUACUUUUAUAUUGUGUUUGCCUUGUUGACUUUUGGAGUGCUGAUGAUGAUGGAUGUGAUGGAAUGUUUUUUGCAUGCUUUAAGAUUACAUUGGUAUGAAUUGGUUUCAUUUUAUAAAGGGUUGAAUUUUAGAGUAAAUUCUAUAAGGCUGAUGGUUAUCUAUUCGUUGGGUUUUCAUAUAACAAAAUGUUAUAAGAGCAUCUUAAAUGACAUUAUGGAAUUUGGGA
Messenger RNA from Paramecium octaurelia, 2636 nucleotides. The record is from the annotation of a GenBank genome assembly. Lineage: Eukaryota; Ciliophora; Oligohymenophorea; Peniculida; Parameciidae.